AUGAACCUGUUACGUUCAGGGAAAUUAUCAUUAGCAUAUGUACUUUUGUUUCUUGUUGUGGGUUUGAGAAAGUAUGCGGUAGCAUUCCCUUUAGCUUUAAAAGAGAAGGCUGCCUCAGGUGGCUUUCCAGCGCCGGCUGAGUAUAACGUUAUUCUAAAAAAUCCUUCCAAUUUCUCCUAUUAUUCGAAAUUGCUCAUAAGUGCUUUCUUGGUCUUGUUGGGUGGUGUUUUUGCAGGACUUACGAUCGGUCUUAUGGGAUGUGACGAAGUAUAUCUGCAAGUUUUGGAGCAGAGUGGUGAUGAAUACGAAAGAAAACACGCGAACAAAGUUUUAGGACUCUUGAAUCGCGGUAAGCACUGGGUUUUGGUCACUUUGUUGUUGGGCAACGUUAUUGUGAAUGAAACCUUGCCAAUUGUAUUCGAUAGUAUCAUCGGCGGUGGGUGGCCAGCAGUUUUGAUUUCAACGGGGGCGAUUGUGAUUUUUGGCGAAGUCAUUCCGCAAGCUUUAUGUGUCCGUUAUGGAUUGUCGAUCGGUGCUAAAUUGGAACCGUUGGUGCUGUUUAUGAUGUACUUGCUUAUGCCAAUUGCUUAUCCAACGGCUUUGCUCUUGGAUGCCUGCUUAGGAGAAGAUCAUGGUACCAUGUAUAGAAAGGCUGGUUUGAAAACUCUCGUUACUUUGCAUAGAGACUUGGGGUUGGAUAAACUGAAUCAAGAUGAAGUGACGAUCAUUACGGCUGUUUUAGAUUUACGGGAAAAAUCAGCCAAGAGUAUUAUGACGCCCAUUGAGAAUGUCUUUACCCUUCCGACGGACCGUGUUGUGGAUGAACAACUAAUUGGCGAUAUCAUUUGUGCUGGUUAUUCGCGGAUUCCAGUACACAGGCCAGGAUUUCCUCAUGAUUUCAUCGGCAUGCUGCUUACGAAAACACUCAUCGGUUAUGACCCAGAUGACUGUUGGCCUGUGAGCAGAUUUGCUCUUGCAACGUUGCCUCAAACUUUUCCGGAUACCUCUUGCUUGGAUUUAUUGAAUUAUUGUCAAGAAGGUAAAAGCCAUAUGAUUCUAAUUUCUGAUCACCCUGGUGAAAAGUUUGGUACUCUAGGUGUCAUUACCCUUGAAGACAUAAUUGAAGAGUUAAUUGGAGAGGAAAUUAUUGAUGAGACAGAUGUUUACAUUGAUGUUCAUAAAGGGUUGCCACGUGUGACCUACAAUAAUGAAUUUUGGGACAGAUUGUUCCAUCGCUCUCAUUUGAAUACAAUGGCUGCCUUAACGAAAAGCCGUCUUACAGCAACGAACGGUGAAACUCAUACGGAUGACCAACGCCCAAUCUUGAAUCCUAGAAAUGCGGCCAUGAAUCCUCGGUACGUUCCAAAUGAACGAGUGAAAGUAAAGACACCUGUCAGCAUUAAGAACGAGACAAGCUAUGGAAGUAUGGAAGCGUCAAAUGAAAGUGUCGCUUCUCUUUCCAAAAAAGUUGGCAAGGUUGAGACAGAAAUAGAGGCGCAUUCGAAAAGUAUACCAACUAAGGAAGAACACACUUCCGAGGAUAUUUCUCAGCGUGAGGUGGAAAAUCAGGCGAAUGAAGGCGAUGAGAGCCACGAUACACAUCUCCAACAUCACAGGGAAAGUAACGCAUCCCCAAUCGAUUACAACAAGAUUGCUGAGCGUGGUUUUAAUCAGAUGAACAAUAAAGAGUCUACGAAAAAACAAUUCAAGUCUAAUGUGGAUUCCUUGGCAACCAUGGACAGAAAGACAGAUAGUGGGUCUUCAGUUUCCGAAAAGACUUUUACAGGAAAAAGAGUAAGGCUCGGUAAUGUCAUUGAAAGUAAUCUCGUGUCUGCGGAUGGUAUUGAGCGCAUUGUCAUUGAGCCAUAUGAAAGAACUGCUAACGAGAAUUCGGAAGAUAUUGUUGAAAUGGUUGAAAGAAAUGGUAUUCUUGUACCCAAAGUCAGCAUUACAAAUAGUGAUUCUCAUGAAGAAAAUGAAUUUUUAAAUGUCAGUGAUGCCAAUACGCCUAGUCCCGACAAUCAUAUCGGUGCUGUUUCGUCGCGAUCUUCUAAAAAUAAAAAGAAAAAAAGAAAGAAUAAAAACAAAAAGUGA
Molecule: messenger RNA, 2094 nt
Organism: Schizosaccharomyces osmophilus
Lineage: Eukaryota; Fungi; Ascomycota; Schizosaccharomycetes; Schizosaccharomycetales; Schizosaccharomycetaceae
Gene: mam301
Product: multi-pass membrane and CBS domain protein
Exons: 1
Coding region: 1-2094 (697 amino acids)
Biological process (GO): magnesium ion homeostasis
Cellular component (GO): intracellular membrane-bounded organelle
Source: RefSeq, a predicted model, not a curated record